UUCGCUUACAGUGGUUACUAGUCAGGCAGCUGUGAUAGGAAUUUGAGAUGACAAUGUCUGCAGAAAAUAGCAAAAGGAGUGGAGAAAUCAAAAGCUACUGUGACUGGAUGUCGCAGCUACCACCUGGACUUCACACGAUUCCUCUCUUUGAUCUGACCAUACCAGGCAGCCAUGACACAAUGAGUUAUGACUUAGACAUCAACUCCUAUAUAGUAGAGCCUGAUAACCUGAAAAGACUCAGCAAGAUCUACUGCGCACGUAUGAUAUUACGCAGAUGGGCGAUCACUCAGGAUGAGCCCAUCACAAAGCAGCUGGAUGCAGGAGUUCGCUACUUUGACCUGAGGGUUGCUCGCAAGCCAAAUGACACUGACCCUACCAGGCUGUACUUCUACCAUGGUCUGUGCACACACACUGAUGUGAAGACUGUUCUCAAGGUCAUAAAUGAGUGGGCAGUGAGGCACCCCAAGGAGAUCCUCAUCCUGGCUUUAUCCCACUUCAAAGGGUUUGACAAAGAUAUUGAAAUGCAACUCCACAGCCAUCUGAUCAACUUUAUCAAGACCUUGUUUGGAGCCAAACUUUUCCCUAGAAAUGACACCCCUACCCUUAAGCUUUGCUGGGACACAGGCAGAAACGUCAUUGUUUCAUAUGACCAUAAGGCCAAUCAGGACAAUCAGUUAUGGAGUAAAAUAACCUAUUACUAUGGCAAUAGUAUGGACCCCGUAACAGUUGAAUCAAACCUCACUGAGAAACUGAAAAAUACACCAAGACCUUUCAAAGGUUUCCUUGUCUGUGGCUUAAACUUGACACUGCCAGAUGAUGCCAGCAUACUCAAGUACAUCCUUCGCUGUUGUGACAACUUCACCAACGUCAUACAGAGAAGUCUGCCAAGACUGCUGCACUGGGUGAAGGACCAAGCAGUCAAGACGCCCAUGAACAUUAUCGCCUCAGACUUGGUCACACGCGACGAGUUUGUCCCAACAAUUGUGAAGCUCAAUAUCUCAAAACAUGUGUGAGAGCAUAGUGGAAACACGUCCUGUUUCAUGCUUAAAAAAAUAAUAACUAUCUUCUUACUGUCUUUAACUUUUACACCUCAACGAACCUAUGAUGUAUUUACCAGAUAAACACACAUUUUUAUAAGUUUGAAAUGUCCCAGCCCGCUGGCGCGCCACCAUGUGCACAUUUAUGGUAGUGCAAUAAAGUGUUAAUCCCA
Scatophagus argus is the source of this 1210-nucleotide messenger RNA. RefSeq names its product PI-PLC X domain-containing protein 1-like. Gene Ontology annotation, molecular function: phosphoric diester hydrolase activity. Gene Ontology annotation, biological process: lipid metabolic process. Bases 48 to 1013 code for a protein of 321 amino acids. The transcript has 7 exons. The record is from RefSeq and is a predicted model, not a curated record. Lineage: Eukaryota; Metazoa; Chordata; Actinopteri; Scatophagidae.